Vicia faba (fava bean) is the source of this 303-nucleotide messenger RNA. NCBI's taxonomy places the organism in Eukaryota, Viridiplantae, Streptophyta, Magnoliopsida, Fabales, Fabaceae. The record is from the annotation of a GenBank genome assembly.
AUGGUGGCCAUUAUCGAACGGUGCAAAAGCUUGGAUGCUGGAAUCGUUUAUGUUUUCUUCUCUGUGUCCUAUGGAAGGCGAAUCAGUGAUGGGUUGUUGAACACAGACGCCAAGGGGAUAUGCUUGACGGAUUCACGAAACAUAGGGGUACAAAUUGAAGAUGAUGGUGCUUGCGGAACAGAAGGGAGAACAAUUGGGUCUGUUGGGAUUGGUGAUUUUUGUGUUGUAUUUCUUUUGGUUGAAAUUGUUGUUUCCCCUGCUAAUGGGACUGUAGAUCUGAUCGAUGUAUUACCAGGGAUGUAA